Molecule: messenger RNA, 690 nt
Organism: Daphnia carinata
Lineage: Eukaryota; Metazoa; Arthropoda; Branchiopoda; Diplostraca; Daphniidae
Gene: Hyls1
Exons: 4
Coding region: 77-595 (172 amino acids)
Source: RefSeq, a predicted model, not a curated record
CUUGAAGAAACUGUAACAAUUUUCUGUAUAUGAUCUGUUUGAGAUGUUAAUCUGUUGAGUUUUGAAUACUUACAAUAUGGAUUUUACGUUGGAAGAAAUUCGUUGUAUUCUUGAAGAGAUGGGUAUAAAAAACAUUCCAGAAAGUCAUCUCAAACACUUUGCCAGAGAUUUAAAACAUUUAAUGAAACACGAAAAGCAUGUCCAAAAACGAAAGAGAGCUUUAGGAGAAGCUGAUAUUCAAGCUCCAAGACCUACCAACACUCUACCCGCCUCGAAGUUGCUGGAGAAAACACCGCCCAGAACCUCACCAACUAUAUCCCAACCAAUGGCAAGACCCAGUACCAGUUUCUAUCCUCCACACCAACAGGAGAAUUGUAAGUUGGGUGCUGGUAAAAAAUUAUCCACAGAAGACCCAUCUGAUGAUGUCAAAAACAGAGGAACAACAAAAUUUGCAUCAGCAGCUACUCGUUCUGCCUCAAAAGCUGAACUUGACAAAGCAAAGCUUGAAGAAGCAAGAUGGAAGAAGCUCAAGACAGAUCCUGUAAGACUUUAUGGUUGGUAUAAAACACACUGGGAAUUUCAUGGACUUGAUUAACCAAUAGUAAUUUUUUAAAAAAUUCAAUAGCUAUAUCUUUGGUAUCAAAAUAAUGUGUUUUUAUUGCAAUAAACAAAAUUGUGUGACCAGAAAAA